ACUCGUGGAAGGGGAAGGGGGUUGGAAUGCUAGGCGUGCGGUGGAAGUUUCUAAGUAAUCGAGCUCUGUGUGCGCCUGAACACAACCAUUCCUCGUGUGCGUGACGGAAAACGCUGACCGAGAGCCGCUAUACAGAGAGAGAGAGACACCAGGACAGAGUUUCAACCGCAGCAGCCCGCGUCUAUAUAUAUAUAUGUAUAUUUAGCCUAUGUAUUUUUAGCCGUGUUGUGCCUUCUUUCUGCAAAAUAAUAUAUAAUAACCAAACACAGACAUUGCUAUGGCAACCGGCGUGCGUCAUGAUGCAAUGGGGGGUAACAUAUCCUUCGCUUUGUCGGACUGUUACGCAAAAGCCGAAGCGUUAGCCCGAAAAGUUCACAGCGAAGCCCGGCAGAUCAGAGAGAGUUACAGAGAAAAGCAAGGCUUGAGCCCAGAUCUCAACCUGGACUCCAUCGCUGGGGUACCCGAGUCUGGCACCUCAAAAUGGGGAGAGCUGACCGAGGAAGAGAGGCUGACAGAGAACGCAGUGGCCUUCGCUGCCUUUCACAGCCUGCUGGGCGAAGUCCUGAAAGAACAGCAGGAUGACCUAACUCCCGGGGACUACCAGUUCCACGAUGCACUGCUUUCCCUGCUGGCCAAGGUCGAGGCCCUGGCUGAAAGCACCAAGCAGCUGCUUCUCUCUCUGGGCUAUCCGCUGCCCAGGGCUGGGGAGGAGAGAGAGGAAAAAGGUCUCCCGUACUUUGAGAAGAAGAAGAGGGGCUACAAAGUGAUGGUGGAGCUCUGCGGCUGGGCUCUGAGAGCCGUGCGGGGCUUCAGCAGACUGAAGAGGAGAAACAAGAAGGAGGAGGAGGGAGGGAAGAGGGAGGUUAAGAAGCGAGGGAGCAGGAGAUAGGGAGAGAG
This is a messenger RNA of Polyodon spathula (Mississippi paddlefish), 897 nucleotides long. RefSeq names its product ciliary neurotrophic factor-like. Gene Ontology annotation, molecular function: ciliary neurotrophic factor receptor binding. Gene Ontology annotation, biological process: ciliary neurotrophic factor-mediated signaling pathway; negative regulation of neuron apoptotic process. The transcript is spliced from 2 exons. The record is from RefSeq and is a predicted model, not a curated record. Bases 278 to 889 code for a protein of 203 amino acids. NCBI's taxonomy places the organism in Eukaryota, Metazoa, Chordata, Actinopteri, Acipenseriformes, Polyodontidae.